AGGACGAGUCAUUCACAGUAUGCCUGACAGUUACCUUUGUGGUAGAUUGUAACAUUGAGCACACAGUUUUAUUUCUAUUUUGCAGUAUGUGGCAUGUGAAAAAAAAUAGGAGGUGAUAUUAGGGGGAAUUCCUUCUCACCUGAUGCUCCUCUGUGUUUUUCAGUCCCAGGAGCACAGGAGUUUGGUAGCAUAUUUGUGUUAGAAAAACUUUCUUCAUGUGCUGGACAGAUGUUUUGCCUGUCUGUUUCGUACCACUGAGGAGAGUCAGAGAAUGAACCAGAAGGGGAGAUAGUUAAAGGGAGGGGUGGAUGAGUGGCAGGAAAAAAAAAAAGUAUGAGAAGCGGGCAGUUGGGGAGGUGAAGGAAGAAAGGGGGGUUUCUCAGACUCCAUAGAACCUUUGAGUGUGUGCACGCCCGUGAGAGAAAAAGAGAGAGACAGAGAUUGUGGAUGGAGUGCUAACAAAGGAGUGAUCAAUCACGAUUCUGUCUCAGCAGGAGCACACGCACGCGCCGCCUGCUACACAAAUGAACUUCAAUCCAAUUACAACGCGCGUAGUUUGAAUGAACGAAAGCACAAUGACAAAUCCCCAACUUCAGAUCCAAUAGAACAUGGCUCAUACAUUUCAACACAUAUUCCACUCUAUGAAUGAAAUUUGAACUGUUUUUUUGUUUUUGUGAAUUCAUCUAGAGAAAAUUUGGCAACGUUAGAAAAAUAUGAGCAUUUACCAGCAUCUGAACAAAACGGUACUUUACAAGUUGAACUAUGCCACGAAGGAAAGUAUGCGUGAAUAUAUCGCGGAAUUAAAUACACUUUAAAUUGUGAAGUGCCGAAAAUUCCGACAAAUGUCAAAAUCUUGUUUGUAAAGGUCUAUGACUUGUCUAAAGGAACAAUGCAUUACAUCGAAAUGAGUCAUAAACAAACACGCCAAGACAACAGAAUCAGGGAGAGUGCCAUAAAAUGUAAUUCAACUACAUAAAGCUUAAGUACAAGUGACCUAUAAAAUAAAUACAUUUAUGGAUGCUGGUGUGUGAUUUAUUGGGGACGCGGGACAUGGAUAAUAAAUACUUUAUUGCCAGUUCCCUCUUCCCUCGGGCAUCAGGGGGGGAUAACGCGGGACUGGGGUGGAGAAAGUGGAGGAUUUCCCUUGUAAAACAAAAUUAUGAGGCAGAGGGAGGACGGCCUCCUCCGCUACACUUUCUCCACUAGUGAUGUAAGGAGAGCGAGAGAGCGAGAGAGAGGGAGAGAGAGAGAGAGAGAGAGAGAGAGAGAGAGAGAGAGAGAGAGAGACCCUAAAUUGACCGUGGAGGGAAGCAGCCCUCUGUCAAGUGCUUUCAGACGUCCACCACAACCAAGAGAAGACACAUGGAUGGGGCUUUAUUGGACUAAUACUUGUGCCACCUCCCAUUAAUGAUCGUUGAGAUCUGCACGGACACUUGGUCUCCUCUUGCAUUUGGAAAAAAAACAGUUUGAUGACUCCGAUUCACUUUGCAGCACCGUUUGGACCUUGGACACACUGCAUCACAAUGGCCAGGUAAAAGGUGCAACUUUGUGCCUGAAUUAAAACAGUCAAUUUGGAAACCACAGAAUGGCAUUGUCAUUCAAUUAGGUUUGGAUUAUUUCUCGCGGUAGACUGACACCUAAAACGAAGUAAGGAAUCUGUUUGAAAACGAAAAAUCGAACGCCUAGGAUUAAGAGACGCGUUUCCCCGGGAAAGUGGCAAUGAAUGGAAAAGGGGGUAAAGUGAUGCGCUGGGACGGAGAUCAUGACGAGAAGUCAUACUAAUGAGACUCCGUUGUGUUGUGUACGUUUGUAAGUGACCAAAUUACCCAGACUCCGGAAAGACAUCGUCUGCAGUCAAUGAUAAUUCGUUUUCCCAACAAAUGAAAUCUUGAAUUUUCGUCGCUGUCCCCUUUUGACUUGGUGCAAAUGAAGUACUGAUCCUUGAUGACGUACUAAGUUCCAACAAGAUGUUGUCGGUCACUCUCCUCGCGCUCGUCUUCGUCCUGACUCCCGACGCCGGGCUUUUGAGCUCCAAUCCACUGAGCCGGUACAAACGCGCCUUGGCCCGGCGCGCAGACAACGAGCUCUCCCGCCUCGCCGGUGAGCCUUGCGCUGUCUCCGGAUCCGGGAGACCCCUGCAGCGGCAGCAGCAGCAGCAGGAGCCGCAGCAGCAGCGGCAGCAGCAGCAGCAGCAGCUGCUGCAGCAGCAAGCCUUCUCCCCGACUCAACACCGCCGUUCAGUGGCCAGCCCGAGGACGAACCGGCGAGAGCUCCCUGCUGCCACGAGCGCUCCUGUUGGUUGCGAAGGAGGGUGCAGAGUCGUCGCCCCGGUCGAUCGAGGAACUCCGGGUGCUUCGCCACGUGCGGGAAAGGAGCGAACGUCACAUACGUCGCAGGGAGAUGCUCACGAGGAUGGAGGCACACGGCCUUGGACUGACAGGCAGAGUCGACCAUCGCGCGCCUCCAGGUUCGAACGAGGUGCCCCAAACGAGGGAAACUCGAGCUCCCCCGGAAGCUCCGAUUCUACCCGGCUCCAAAUUCCUCAGAAAAUGCAACAAGACGAGGGCGAAAGAGCUUCAACUAGUAGCCCGGUCGACGGCAACUGGGACUCGACCGCAGAUGUUGAUCCUACCGCACGCCGGUCUGUCGGCAACGCGUCUCAGUGGGGGAAACCCGUGCCAAAGGUGCCCCCCUCUUGGAUGACCAGCCUGUACUUCAGCGGGCGCCAGGAGCAGCUGAGACUGAAGCCGUCUGCUGGGGUAGAGCUGCCCAGGGACAAAUUCAGCUUGGAGCUAUGGGUGAAUCCGGAAGGUGGGCAGAGCAGCCCUGCAGUCAUUGCAGGUGUAUACGACAACUGUUCCCGUUCACAGAGCGAGAAGGGCUGGUCAGUAGGCAUUCGCAGUCUGGAUCCCGCAGGUACCAAGGACGCACGUUUCUACUUCACGCUUCGCACAGACCGAGCCUUGAAAGCUACCACUGUCGUUACCCACCAGCAGUACUCGGCCAACACCUGGGCUCACCUGGUUGCCACUUACAAUAGCCACAACAUGACCCUGUACGUUGAUGGAGCCAAGGUGGGAGAAAGCAGUUUCCAGUCAGGCAAUCUCUACAGUUCCUUCAUGAAGACCUGCAGAACCUUCAUCCUGGGCAGUAACCAAUCAGAGCAGGGCCAGGGCUUCCGAGGCCAAGUCGCGGGUGUGCACUUGUGGGACUACGCCCUCUCCCAUGAGGACCUGCAGAUGCGACCCCUCCUCAAGACGCAGCCUCUUCUGGCCAUGUGGGCUGACUUUACAAAUGUGGAUCAGAUGUGGACUCCGUUCAAAGAUGGAUUCCAUCCAGCUGUCAUCGCCACUCCUCUCCCCGCUUUGCAGCUGGUCUCCCCCUUCUUGCCGCCACCCUGCGGUCUCACACCUUGUGACAACACCGACAUCAUUUCCGGCUACAACAAUUACUGGCCGCUCCGUACACCCAAACAAGUCCGCUACAGGAUUAUUAACCUUUCCGAUGACGACGGCGGGAACGCCACGGUGUCACAAGACCAGAUUCGCCUGCAACACCGGGCUCUGAUUGAUGCCUUUCGCCCUUACAACAUCACCCUCGAGUUGACGGUGGACCCGGUCAGAAACACGAGCCUGCGGCAGCGUUUCGUUCUCAGCAACUGUCGCAUCGGGAAAAUUGGGAACCGCCAUUGCGAUCCGGAGUGCGACCACCCGAGGACAGGCCACGACGGAGGGGACUGCCUCAGACUCGGACCUUGCUACAACUGGAAGAGACAGAACGGAGUUUGUAACACGGAAUGUAACAGCGUACACUACGACUACGAUGACGGCGACUGCUGUGACCCGCAAGUGACGGAUGUUCUCAAGACCUGUUUCGAUCCGGAGUCACCUGACAGGGCCUACAUGAGUGUGAAAGAGCUUAAAGAGGAGCUUCACCUCAGCGGCACCGAUACCCUGAAUGUUUUCUUUGCCAGCAACUCUGCACGAGAGGAGCUGGCAGGAGCUGCAACUUGGCCAUGGGCAAAGGAAGCGCUCACCCAUCAAGGUGGAAUGGUGCUGAACCCAUCCUACUUCGGCACCAGCGGACACCACAACACCAUGAUCCAUGAACUGGGCCAUAUAUUUGGACUGUACCACGUCUUCAAGGGAGUGAGCGAACGAGACUCCUGUGAUGACCCAUGUCAGGAAACCACGCCAUCCAUGGAAACCGGAGAUCUCUGCGCUGACACUGCGCCGACACCCAAAUCCAAAGCCUGCCACGAUCCCGGAGCUGUUAACGAUACAUGUGGCGUCAGCAUGUACCAGGACACCCCUUAUAGCAAUUACAUGAGUUACACAGAUGACAACUGCACCGAUCAUUUUACGCCCAACCAAGUCGCCAGGAUGCAUUGUUACCUUGACUUGGUCUAUCCAAACUGGUUGUUGGAACGUCUCCCAGUUACCGUCCCCCUGCCAGCAAUGGUGACUGACCAGAGUCCGGAUUCGGUCUCGAUUUAUUGGCUUGCACCAUUAACAGGGCCACUCUGUGCAAGCUCCUCCUCCCACGUGGCUGCGGUCAACUGCAGGGAAUGUGAGAAAGACGGCGUUCUCCACCAAUACGCCUAUGAGGCGGCCUCACCUCGCAAAUGUGACACGUCGGGCUACUGGGCACCCGAUGAGGCUAUUGGCCCGCCCGAUGUGGAGCAGCCGUGUGAGCCGAGCCUCCAAGCGUGGAGUCCUGACCUCAGCCUUUACGAUACGAACGUGACAUCGCCUUGCCCCGAAACAGAGGGCUGCACCCUUACACUGAAAUUUCGCUACCCCAUUGUCCCAAACACUCUCACCCUGUGGAUAACAUACGUCUCCACAAAUAAUCCUGCUAUCGCUGACAUACAGCUGAUAACAGACUCAGGUAAAACUAUCCACCUUGGACCACAGCACGUCUUCUGUGACAUGCUCUUCACCCUGCGCCUCGAUACCAACAAUGUUGCCAUCAGUGCCGUAAAGCUCUGCACCUUUGAUGAGAAGAUGGAGAUCGAUGCGGCAAUGUUGUCUUCCGGCCCCGGCAGUCAUCUCUGCUCUGGCUGUCAACCUUUUCUGUAUCGGGUUCACCGGCGGCCGCCCUUCACCGGCAAAUUGCCGCCCCCUCAGGCCCAGCAGACGUUCACGGACAGAACUGUAAGAAGGGGGGAAAGAUACGAGUACAUGAUUCAGGUGGAGAUUGACGGUCUUCUCAGCAAUUCUUCCCCAUCCCUUUUUUACACUCACGGGCAGCCCUACUGCGGAGACGGCGUCAUUCAAGGGGCAGAAGAAUGCGACGAUGGUAAUCUGUUAGAUGGCGACGGCUGCUCGAAGAAGUGCCACAAGGAGAAGGGCUUCAACUGCAUCGGCAAACCCAGCCAAUGUUACGUUUUUGAUGGGGACGGCGUGUGCGAAGAGUUUGAACGCGUUUCCAGCAUUCAGGACUGUGGUUAUUUCACACCCUUGGGUUACACCGACCAGUGGGCAUCGACGGCUACGGCUUCUCAUCAGGAACCCGAUCGCUGUCCCGCACACGCCGCCACCGGUGAACCGUCAUAUAAAAAACUGUGUAGGUACCAGUACAUGGAUGUGAGUGAAAAACUGCCUAGUGAUGCAUGGUUCCCUUGCACAGCUCAUUCUGACACAAGUAAUGACCUCCAACAUCCAUUUUGGCUGAAGGUGGGAUUUGUCCAUUCCGGAGUGGCAUCUUCUGUCAUUGUGUAUCUGGCUUCAGACGGGUCAUGGAGCGGGGAACACUGUCAGAGGUCGGCUACGAUCCUCCUCUCUGACACUAUGGGAAAGAAUCAUUCAUUAGGCACCCAUAGCCUCUCAUGCCAUCGGAACCCAUUGGUGGUGAACGUGACCCAUGACCUCUCUCAGCCUUUCUUCCUCACCUCAUCCGUUAUCCUCCUCUUCUCCUCCUCGUCCGUGGCAAUCGGGGGCGUCGCCCUGAGGACGUCCUGCCACUUCAGCACCUUCGCCGUGACCGGGUGUUUAAGGCAGACAUGUCAAAUGGACAGCUGCAACCCACCCCAAAUAGAGCGCGCCUCUGUCAGGUGUGUAGGAGGGGGGCAGUCGUCUCACUGCACUGUCCAGUGCCACUUGGGUUUCAGCGUCACUGUCCUUCACGGAAGGGUCAUUCCUCCGCACCAGAGACAGACGGAGAUGGAAUGUUUUCAUGGUUUAUGGAAUCGCGCAGUUAGCUGCCAGCCCGUCGACUGUGGCCCGCCCGAUCAGGCUCACGUCUACCACGCCAUCUUCAGUUGUCCCAGGGGAACAACCUACGGAAAGCAAUGCUCCUUUACUUGUGGCUCCCCGGCCAUACUUCAAGGUGACAAUGACCGCUUAGUAUGUUUGGAGGACGGGCUGUGGUCUUUUCCGGAGGCAUACUGUAAGAUCGAGUGCCCGGAGGUUCCAAAAGUCCCCAACGCCGAGCUGCUCACGGCAGAGUGCCUGUCCUCAAGCCACGACGUCGGCUCCACCUGCCGUUUCAAAUGCAACCCGGGCUUCUACGUACUGGGGAGUCUCAAAAAUAAGACACUGAGGAAAUACUUCAAGUCCGAGUGCCUUGAGGAAGGGCAGUGGGAGGAGGCCUCAUGUGAGCCCAUAGCGUGCCCGGCCUUCCCCGAUGUUUUCCAGGGCAUGUAUCGAUGCACCAAUGGCCUCUUCUAUGACACUGUCUGCACCCUGCGGUGUCCAGAUGCAAGUGAAAAUAGUGCGAUUCGCUGCACGAAAGACGGCGAAUGGACAGCCCAAUUUACCAUGUGCUCCGGGCUACAGGGGUCCUGUUCUCCUCCCACAGAUCAAAACUCUGUAGCGUAUAGCUGUGAUGGGGGCAUGGAUAUUGGGGCCGUUUGUCAUCCGACAUGCGUCUUGACCCCGGACAUGGAUCUUCGUGACCCGGUGGUUCUGCCCAAUGGCUCCACAGUUGAUUCUUUACAACACUGGAUGCUUCCCAUUAAACUUCAGACCAUUGUCUGCACAGGGAUGAUGAAGUGGUACCCGCCUCUUGAAAACAUUCAUUGCAUUCAGUCAUGUGAGCCUUUUGGUGGGGACGGCUGGUGCGACACCCUCAACAAUCGGGCCUACUGCCAGUACGACGGAGGAGAUUGCUGUCCUUCCACGCUGUCCUCCAGAAAGGUCAUUCAGUUUGGGGCAGACUGCAAUCAGGACGAGUGCACUUGCCGCGAUCCCGAUGCCAAGGAGAACAAGAGCAAAGCCAAGGACCCGAAGGGCGGAGGACGACUCCCCUAAGACGGAUGAGCGGCGAGCAAGUCGAGCGGCGUCGCAUAAGUCAAGCUGUAGAUAAUAUAGACGGCAAGCAAAAAAUCAUACCUUAGCACGCACACCUGCGAUGAAGGCGAAAGGCUCAAUCCGAGCCAUUCGGCGCCAUUGCCGAUAAGCGCGUUGGUUAAUAAAAGGAAGAGGGAACACACCCAUAGAUUGCAUUUCCAUGUGUCACGACUGUAAUGGCUUGCCGCUUCCCUUACGUAUCAGCCAACAAUCAAAACUCAUCAGAAUGGUUUUAGCUUCCCCUCUGGGACUUUUUCUUCACCUUCUGCCGAUGUGUUUUGGACGCUCAAAAGACACCGUCGACCGCAACAGUCAUAUUUUAUUUGACGUUUCCGCAAAGAUAAUUAUUUUCACAGGCUUCUGUUAUUGUACCAUUGUGAGGGUCAAGUCGCGUGUCAAGCAAACGUGGAUGACGAUACAAACGCGGCUGGGUCAAAAUGGCCGCUCUGAGAUAUUUGGGGUUUUCUUGGAGACGAUUGCAGGUGGAAAAAUGAACGGUAGCGUUGAAUAGAAGGUAUUGGAGCACAACAACCACCCACCGUUGUAUUAUCGCAAGAAACAUACCGGUUCAGAAAAAGGAAAUAAUGUCUCUAAAUAUUUUAUCCAACCUUGAGGGACAAGUGUAACCAUGUUCAGUAUUUUACCGUACUUUAUACUCUGUGUGGAAUAAAUAGAAACUCUAUUUAUCUUU
Molecule: messenger RNA, 7983 nt
Organism: Hippocampus comes (tiger tail seahorse)
Lineage: Eukaryota; Metazoa; Chordata; Actinopteri; Syngnathiformes; Syngnathidae
Gene: pappa2
Product: pappalysin 2
Exons: 28
Coding region: 1968-7253 (1761 amino acids)
Biological process (GO): cell surface receptor signaling pathway; proteolysis
Molecular function (GO): metalloendopeptidase activity
Source: RefSeq, a predicted model, not a curated record